GAGCCGGGCCCGGGCCGCGGGGCGCGAGUCGCCAUGCUGAGGACGGCGUGGAGGGCCCUGCGGUCGCUCGCGGCCCCGGCAGUGGCCCGGGCCUCAGUCCCCGGGCUGCCGGGCGGAGCGCCCAGGCCUCCCUCCCGCCGCUGGGGCCUUCCCUGUCCUCGAGGUGUCAUCGUCCCGGCCGGGCACGGAUAUGCCACCCAGAAGGCAGUCCAGCCCACCCAAGAUGACCCACCUCCUUCGACGCUGCUCAAAGACUACCAGAAUGUUCCUGAUAUUGAGAAGGUUGACGAUGUCGUGAGAAGACUCUUGUCUUUAGAAAUGGCCAGCCAGAAGGAGAAGCUAAAAAUCAAGCACCAGCAGCUGAUGAGCAAGAUUGUGGCAAACCCUGAGGACACCAGCUCCCUAGAGGCUCGAAUUGUUGCCUUGACUGUCAAGAUCCGCAAUUUUGAAGAACACAUGCAGAAACACCGAAAGGACAAAGUGCACAAGCGCUAUCUGCUGAUGAGCAUCGACCAAAGGAAAAAGUUGCUCAAAAACCUCCGUAAGACCAACUACAGCGUCUUCGAGAAGACAUGCAAGGAGCUAGGGAUUGAGUACACCUUCCCCCCUCUGUACCACCGGAAAGGCCACCAACGCUGGGUGACCAAGAAGGCCCUGUGCAUUCGGGUUUUCCAGGAGGCACAGAAGCUCAAGAAGCAAAAAAGGGCCUUAAAAGCUAAAGCAGCAGCCCAGAAACAAGGCCAGAAGAACCCAGAGAGCCCUUCCAAAGCUGAACCAGAAGCAGUCAAAGAAAACCAAUAAAUUGAUUAGAGUCCUGUC
Messenger RNA from Canis lupus familiaris (dog), 819 nucleotides. RefSeq names its product mitochondrial ribosomal protein S15 (gene MRPS15). The transcript is spliced from 8 exons. Lineage: Eukaryota; Metazoa; Chordata; Mammalia; Carnivora; Canidae. Gene Ontology annotation, molecular function: structural constituent of ribosome. The coding region runs from base 34 to 801 and encodes 255 amino acids. The record is from RefSeq and is a predicted model, not a curated record. Gene Ontology annotation, cellular component: ribosome. Gene Ontology annotation, biological process: translation.